AUGUCUUCCAACAAUACAUCUUCAGCGGAAUUCAUGGGUGAUGUGCGAUGUAGGUGCAGAUAUUUGGCUCCAUUGAAGAUGUCAUGGAGUUAUGCUAACCCAGGGAAGAGAUAUAGGGCAUGUCCAAGAUACGGGGGAAACGAGAGCUACCGGUAUUUUGAAUGGAUGGAUUACGAUGCAUCCAAACGCGUAGCAAAGGUGAUUAGAGGUUUGUUGAAGAGGGCAAAUAACUAUGAAAAGGAGAUUGAGAAGCUGAAUUUAUAUUUCUUCCUCGUAGAUGUUGGUUCAUUAGCAGCAACAUCUGUUGUUGCAGUUGAAAUAAAAUUUGAAACAGUUGGGAUUGCAUUGUCUCCACCAGUGGCUUGA
This is a messenger RNA of Ipomoea triloba (trilobed morning glory), 366 nucleotides long. RefSeq lists its product as uncharacterized. The coding region runs from base 1 to 366 and encodes 121 amino acids. The transcript is spliced from 3 exons. NCBI's taxonomy places the organism in Eukaryota, Viridiplantae, Streptophyta, Magnoliopsida, Solanales, Convolvulaceae. The record is from RefSeq and is a predicted model, not a curated record.